Molecule: messenger RNA, 2809 nt
Organism: Eimeria acervulina
Lineage: Eukaryota; Apicomplexa; Conoidasida; Eucoccidiorida; Eimeriidae
Product: poly(A) polymerase, putative
Exons: 8
Cellular component (GO): nucleus
Molecular function (GO): RNA binding; poly(A) RNA polymerase activity
Source: RefSeq, a predicted model, not a curated record
AUGCAGCAGCUACACCCGCCGACCCCCCGAUUGCCUCCUGGGGGUCCGGCGAGUGCUGCAACAGCAACGACAGCAGCAGCAGCAGCCGCUGCUGCUGCGUACAGAACAGCAAUGAUACAACCAUCAGGUAACGCUGCUACUGCUACUUCUUCCUGUCUAUUAUCAACACCUCCUUCUACGGGAGCGCCUCCAGGAGGUGGACCGCCCCCCCCCUCGGGUGGCGCUGCUUGUGCUGGUGCUGCUCCUGCUGCUGCUCCUACUGCUGGUGCUGGUGCUGCUGGAGCUGUUCGUGGAAGUGUUGCAUGCGAAAGCGGCGUUUCUUCCAGCGGCUUUGUUGGCGGUUCCGCCGCGGAGCGUUGGGUUCAGCCUGGCUCUUCUUCCUCACCAGUAGCAGCAUCAUCUGGCGCAGCAACAACAGCUGCAGCAGCAGCAUCCGGCGCAGCAGCAGCAGCAUCCGGCGCAGCAGCAGCAGCAGCAGGAGAAGCAGGAGGAUCUCUUCCUGGUUUUCGAGGUUCUUCAACUCUUCAUUCAUUGGAGACGUAUGUGAUGGGGGAGGGGCCUCGGGUGACGACUGCUGCUGGAUAUCGUUUUGGCUUAACUCGGCCGAUAUCCCUUAAGACAGGAUCCACAGCAGAUUUGCAUAAAAGCGUGGAGUUAGUGCGGGUGUUGCGACACCAGGGGGUGUAUGAAACAGCAGCAGGAGCGCGCGAGAAAGAGACAGUGCUUGCAGAGUUGAAUAAGCUGCUAGGAGAGUGGAUAGUUGAGUGUGGAAUUGAACAGGGUUUAGACGCUGCAGAAGCACGAGAGGCUGGGGGGAAGAUCUUUACCUUUGGUUCCUAUCGUUUGGGUGUAUGUACACCUGGGAGCGACAUUGAUGCACUUUGUGUCUGCCCUAAGCACGUCUCCCGGGAGGCCUUCUUUUCUGCAUUUCUUCUAAAAUUACAGGAAGAUCCUCGCGUAACAAAUAUAACUCCUGUUCCGGAUGCAUACACCCCAGUGUUGAAGUUUAAAUUUUCGGGGGUAGAGAUUGAUUUAUUAUUUGCCCGGUUGGCGUUGCGGUGUAUCCCGAGCUCGUGGGUUGGCUUAGGCGCAGAUGAAGUGCUGCGGCAUACAGACGAGAAGACAGCGCGGAGUUUAAAUGGCUCUCGCGUUGCAGAUUUGUUGCUGCAGUUAGUUCCUAAUGCAACAGUUUUCAGGACAAGUUUGCGUUUCAUCAAGCAAUGGGCAAAGGCCCGUGGGUGGGCGUGGAGUAGAAGCCCAGUUUGUCUAUGUAAAAUCAAAGAGCCGCAAACAAUCAAAGGAAUUCCUGAAUUCAAAGUUUGGAAUCCUCAGCUGUAUGUGCAGGACCGUCAUCAUUUGCUGAAGAUCAUAACGCCUGCAUUUCCAGCGAUGAAUUCUACUCACAACGUUUCUUACUCAACGAAGAGAGUAAUUUCUGAAGAGCUUGAAGCCGCAGCAAAGCGCUUCGGGGCUUGGGCAGCAGCAGCAGCUCCUGCAGCAACAUCAGCGCCUGGAGCAGCAGCAGCAGGAGCAGCAGCAAAGGAACCGCAGCAGACGCUGCAGGCGUGGAGGGAAGUGCUGCUUGAUGUACUUACCCCGGUGGAUUAUAUGGCAAUGUUCAGCCACUUCUUAGAAUUGCAAGUCUUAGCUAAAUCCGAAGCUGUACAGCGCAAGUGGAGAGGAUGGGUGGAGUCGAAGGUGCGGCAUUUAGUUCGCUCCUUAGAGCGGCUGAGUCAUAGCAGCAGCAGCAGCAGCAGCAGCAGCAGCAGAGAGCUGCAGAUGACCAUCAGGCCUCUCCCCCUCAUAUUCCCCUCACAGGAUGCAGAGUGGGCUGAGAGUUCAUCGAUGUUAAUUGCGCUGACAUUCGCGAGCCCAAAGGCAGGAGAAGCUGUCUGCGAUCUGCGGCCCGCCAUCGCGAGAUUCCCCCGUUCAUCUCUUGGGGUAUUCGGGUUCCGAUUGCGUGCGCAGGAAUUCGUCGAGUUGAUAAAUGGAUGGCCGGAACGCCCAAAGUUGGUUGGGUCUAUUCAACUUCGCGUUCGCCAUUUGCGGCGUUCUCAGUUAUCGACAGAAAUAAUUAAAACUCUAAAAAGUGCUGUUGAAGCACAUCAGCAGUUAGUCGAGCAGCUAAAGCCUAAUGCUGCUGCUCCUGCUGCUGCUGCUGCUGCUGCUGCUGCUGCUAAUGCUGCUUCAGGAGCCGCCGGAGCGCUGAGCGCCGAGGCGGGAGCGGAUUUCAAUCCUGCUGCUGAUCUUGCUGCUCCUGCAUCCCAGCAGCAGCAGCAGCAGCAACAGCAACAGCAGCAACGGAUUGACAGCGCAAAGCGAACAGCUGCGCAGGCAGCAGCCGCAGCGCCAAGUCUGCGGCAGCAGCAGUGCUGCUGUAGCGGGAGCAGAAGCAACAGGCAGCAAAGCCCGCGUGCGGCCUUCCUCAUUAGAGAAGCGCGCGCAGCAGCAGCAGCAACAGCAGCCGCAGUAGUGACGGUGGCUGCAGGAGCUGCAGCAGCAGCAACGACCGCAGCAGCUACAGCAGCGAGAGCUGCAGCAGCGACAGCAGCAGCUGCAGUAGCGAUGGCAGCGGCUGCAGCAGCAGCGGCGACAACAGCAGCAGCAGCGACAGCAGCAGUUGCAGCAGCAGCAGCGACAGCAGCAGCUGCAGCAGCGAUAGCAGCAGCUGCAGCAGCAGCUGUGACAGCAGCAGCUGCAGCAGCGAUAGCAGCAGCUGCAGCAGCAGCUGUGACAGCAGCAGCAGCUGUGACAGCAGCAGCAGCAGCAGCUGUGACAGCAGCAGCAGCUGUGACAGCAGCAGCAGCUG